AAGAGAAGCAUCACCGAUUAAUUUCUUGCACAUCCAAACCUGUUUCCAAGAUUGCAAACAAAAGACGCCCAAAACAGUACCGUCCGCCGUACAAGCGGUAUGUGUACCGAUCGGACUUCACUGCUGCUAAUAGCAGUGAUGAGGAAACAGAUGAUGAAGACGUGCUUAUUCAGCAACAGAGAGAUCAAAACUACAAAGACUUUCUGAGAAAGACCAACAUAAACAUCAGCUCGGUGAUGAAUGAUGAAUUCGAAGAGCAGGAACGACUUAUGAGGUUCCCCAUGGAAAUAGUGGUUCAUAUCCUAAAGGUACUUUACUACCGUGGAAAACUCACGCCCAAAUAUUUAUGUCUCAACAAGAUGUUCUAUAACGUGGUACUACCCAUGAUCUAUGGGUAUCCAACCUUGAAGGCCACGAAUUUUUUCAGUUUUGUGGAGACCGUGAGUUCCAACAAGAAACUAGGAGAACACAUAAAGCAACUUGAUUUAUCUUACGUGAUCCAAUCAGGUAAGAACUCAUUUGUUGCCAAACUUUUGAAAAGAUCCAAGAAAAACCUCGACAUCUUCGUUGCACCUCAGACCAGUUUUGGUUUGGCCCCAUUGGUAGCCCUAAAGAACUGCGAGAACCUCAGGGUCUUGGAUCUUCGACUAGUCAGUGAAACUCUCAACUUAUCAGAGCUUUUCAACUCCAUUCGAAAUCUCGAUAAGCUCACGAGCCUCUCAUUCCCCCGAUCUUCCAUCGAAAUGGAUUCCAAACUAAUGAACCAAAUCCACUGGCCACCCACGCUAUCAUCCUUAAGAAUAUCUGGUGGUAUAAGUGACGAGUUUCUUAUGAAGUCAACGUUGCCCAGCACCAUUACCAACUUGGAGUUUGCUCACUGCCCUCAUAUCAAGGACGAAGGCAUCAAAUCACUACUCUACAAGUUUGGAAAGAACUUGAAGACACUUCGAGUAGAGUAUCCCAUGCCCAAGCUCCGUGAUGAUAGCUUGGAUAUCAUCUGGGACUAUUGUCCCAAUUUGACGGUUCUACUGAUAUAUGUCGACUACAUCUCCGGAUCGUUCUUUGACGACUUCAACUUGAGGUUCUUGGACCACCAAAGGCCGUUGAAGACUCUCUACAUCGAUAGCAGUGGGAUGCUUGGAACCUCCACCAAGCUCAAUCCACUCGACUUGGCAAUUGCAUUAAUCGACAAACGCCUCCCCAUGCUCAAGUUUAUUCGGUGUACGGCCAAACUAGGAUGGGAUCCCAAAUCAGAUCUUCUAUCCACCAUCAUCGAAGAGCUUGAAGAUAGGAACGGUGGGCUCUACCUCGGGUAUUAAAUAAAUAUUUAUAGAUCUGUAUUACUAGGUAUAAUCAUGAAACCUCAAAACCGAA
Messenger RNA from Yamadazyma tenuis ATCC 10573, 1374 nucleotides. The record is from RefSeq and is a predicted model, not a curated record. Lineage: Eukaryota; Fungi; Ascomycota; Pichiomycetes; Serinales; Debaryomycetaceae.